AUGACAAAGGAGUCUCUCAACAGUCCGGUCUCUAAUGGCAAUCCUAACACACCAGAGAAUGGCAACGCUAGCACACCAAAGAAUGACAACGCUAGCACACCAGAGAAUGACAAACCUAACACACCAGAGAAUGGCAACGCUAACACACCAGAGAAUGACAACGCUAGCACACCAGAGAAUGACAAACCUAGCACACCGGAGAAUGAUAACGCUAGCACACCACAGAAUGACAAACCUAACACACCAGAGAAUGGCAACGCUAACACACCAGAGAAUGGCAACGCUAGCACACCAGAGAAUGGCAAUCCUAGCACACCAGAGAAUGGCAACGCUAGCACACCAGAGAAUGGCAAACCUAGCACACCGGAGAAUGACAAUCCUAACACAUCAGAGAAUGACAACGCUAGCACACCAGAGAAUGACAACGCUAACACACCAGAGAAUGGCAACGCUAACACACCAGAGAAUGGCAACGCUAGCACACCAGAGAAUGGCAAUCCUAGCACACCAGAGAAUGGCAACGCUAGCACACCAGAGAAUGACAAACCUAGCACACUGGAGAAUGACAAUCCUAACACACCAGAGAAUGGCAACGCUAGCACACCAGAGAAUGACAAACCUAGCACACUGGAGAAUGACAAUCCUAACACACCAGAGAAUGGCAACGCUAGCACACCAGAGAAUGACAACGCUAGCACACCAGAGAAUGACAAUCCCAGCAAACCAGAGAAUGACCAUCCUAGCACAUAG
Liolophura sinensis is the source of this 750-nucleotide messenger RNA. RefSeq names its product sporozoite surface protein 2-like. Lineage: Eukaryota; Metazoa; Mollusca; Polyplacophora; Chitonida; Chitonidae. The coding region runs from base 1 to 750 and encodes 249 amino acids. The record is from RefSeq and is a predicted model, not a curated record. The transcript has 2 exons.